Messenger RNA from Caenorhabditis sp. 36 PRJEB53466, 3031 nucleotides. NCBI's taxonomy places the organism in Eukaryota, Metazoa, Nematoda, Chromadorea, Rhabditida, Rhabditidae. The record is from the annotation of a GenBank genome assembly.
AUGCUCCUACACGUACACCUUUUGCUCGUUGUAUUCCAGAAAGUCUCCUCUAUCAUUGACGGUUUUCCUGCCAACUCAUUCGGUUGGCUUCCAUUACAACAAUUCCACCUCUCACAUAUUUCAUUCCAGACACCCUCUCCCAAGCCUCGGUCAUCACUCGUUUCCCGAAUGGCUUCACGAACGUGUGCGGUGGAGUUCUGAUUGCUCCGAGCCUCGUGCUCACUGCCGCCCAUUGCGUCUACGUCGACGAAGAGUUGUAGGUGUACUUUCGACUUUAGUCUUUAGUCUCCAGGAAUUUCAGUGCGGUAACUGCCAAAGUAACCCUCGGAGAUGUUCAUUUGUACAAAUCGGAUGAGAAGGAACAAGAGUUCCGUACGCACGCAAUGGCCAUCAGCAAACGAUUCCACGAAAACGGGGUCAGUUGGCGAUAUUGUUGAACUGAAUUCUGUGUGCAUAAACAUUGUUUUCAGGGCUCAGAGGCGAAUGAUGACGUGGCAGUUGUGUUCCUUCCAGAGCCCGCACACGUUUGUCAGGCACCGCUUUCCACGCAGAUUGCGAAACUUCCGAGCACUUGGUCCAUCAGUUUUGUCAGUAUUUUCAUCGAUUGUAGUUAGUUACUGUUGAAAAAGAAAAGGUUCGACACUCGAAUCGGAGUUGGCAGCGAGCCAAGGACACGCCCCCCAAACAGCGUGCGGCAGUUGCAGUGAAAACUGUUUGGGGGCGUGUCCUUGGCUCGCUGCCAACUCGGAUUCGAAUGUCAAACCUUUUUUUUCAACAGUGUAGGGGGCGCAACAAAGGGGGCGUGGCCUGCCGAAUUUUCUCCCCAGCAGCUUCGCGCGCGCAUGUUUGAGGCCAUGUACCGAGGUCCACAAAUGAAGUACUGUACCCAAAAUGAUUUAUUUCAUGUAAUCGACCAUGCUGAAUCCAAUGAACAACUCAGUUUCCCGUGAAAACACACCGUUUUUCCAAAAAACGGCGAAAACGAAAAUGGAACUCAGUCUGAGAGCUCGUGUGGCCCGAGUUUGUGCAACACGCGGCUAAUUUUUUAUUAGUUUACAGUUUAAGUGAUGGAGAAUCCGUUUUUGAAGUCAAAAUCAGAUUUCGUCUUCUCCGUUUUUUUUUACAGGCCCUCAAACUGGCACAAAAAGUUGUGAAAAAAUUUCAGCGAUGACCAUACUUUUUUAUUUUCGGAAUCUAUAGAUAAACUCUCUGAGAACUCGAAUAUAAAUUUUCAGAGCCCUAGACCCCCUGGGAGCACUUUUGUGUUCAUUUAAGUGGAACCGGUUUCGCCGAAAUUUCAGUUUUCGGGGGUUUUGGGCGUCACAGGUACCUUACACGCGGCUAUUUUUUACAAAAUCGGAUUCAGCAUCCAAUUUCCGAUCGAUUCAUGCUAAAAUUUUCAAUUUUCUAAUUCUCCGUUUUUUUUUAAGUGACUGUAAGCAGUUACAGUUUUGGAUUUGUGUGUGCAAAACCACUAAUGUCACACCUGGAAGGGGGCCGCGCAAACCGACCUUCUCAUUGCCAAUGGUGAUCGGCGCCAGGGGUGUGCGGAAAAUAUUUCGAUUUUCCGAAAUUUUCCGAUUUUCCGAGAAAUUUUCGGAAAAUUUUCCGACGGAAAAUUUUCCGAAAAUGUUCGGCAAAAUUUUCGGAAAAUUAGUGUGGAUUCAAGGUAAAUUUGUCCGAAACCACCGUAUGCUUUUUAAAGGCGCAUCACAAAAUUUUUGGAAGGGUCUAGCAGCGAGCGUCUUUUUUCCGACACACCCCUGAUUCUCACUGACAAUCGGAAAACACUGGACCCGGAGAGCUUCUCUCGGCUAAUUUUUUUGCAAAAAAAUAUUCAAUUGCUUGGCUUCCGCCCACUCAAGUGAUUUCAAAUCAUAAUAAGCAUUUUUUUGUAUUAGAACGUUGUUUAAACACUUUAUUGAACCAAUGAACAAGUGAGUUUUCCGAUUUUUCCGAUUUUUCCAAAAUUUUCCGAAAAAAAAAAUUCGGAAAACCCGAUUUUCCGAAAUUUUCCGAAAAAAAAAAUUCGGAAAAACCGAUUUUCCGAAAUUUUCCGAAAAAAAUUUUCCGCACACCCCUGAUCGGCGCGCCCCCGCCCGUUUGGCGCAGUGGCAGAGUGCUCACUCGGCAGUCUGGAGGUGUCGGGUUCAAAACUUUUGAGCUCGAAAUUUGUUUUGCUUUCUUUGGACAUCAUUUCUAUUCAUUAAAUAUGGUGUCUCUUUGAUGUCAUCCACCAAACAAUUGAGAGCGUACUCAAAUAGAAUUCAACAAAAAUUUUAAAGAAAUUUUGAGUUUCGUGAAACCCGUUGCGGUCCCUAAUUGUAGUUACUUGUUAUGCUUUCACAAUUUCAGAGAGAAACUCCAAAAGUUCCGAGCAAAUUCCAACUCGAAAACUCUGUGUGCUACGUGGCCGGAUGGGGAAAAAGCGAGAGCAAAAGUGAGCUAAACUAUUUAUAAGAAGGACGCGUGAUGUUUUAUAAUUUUCAGAUGGAACUUAUAGCGAUUCAAUCCGCCAGAUGAUGGUCAAGUUGACGGUGAAAAAGAUUGGAAAACGGACGUAUCUGUUGGCGAAGGGCGUCGUCGCGAGCAGUCGGGCGUGUAUGGGAGAUUCUGGAAGCCCCGUGUACUGUUUCAUCGACGGAACACGCGCUUUGGUUAGUCAACUCUUGACAGUGUUUAGAAAUGGAGUCAUAACUCGAGAAUGAGCAAUUUUGGGGUAACACGAUCAAUUGCAAAGUUGUUAAGAAUAAGAAUUCGCACAACUUUUCAGUUGAUCACUUUUUGAAAUAAUGAUUGGUUCGUGAGAUACAGAAGAUUUUAGGUCGGAACCAUCGCUCACAUCGGAUCAUUCUCCAAAAAGACGCCCACGAACCCUGAAGAUCACCUCUCCUUCUGCCGCGAUUUCGAGUACACUUUCAUUUCGGACUGGCGAGAAAGUUCGCAAAGAGUGGUGGAGAUUCUGGAAAAGUACGGAAUGUUGGAGCAGUUGGAAGAGGGACAAAAACAAUGUUUUGGCACUUCUGUUUGA